Messenger RNA from Glarea lozoyensis ATCC 20868, 1455 nucleotides. RefSeq lists its product as uncharacterized. The transcript has 2 exons. NCBI's taxonomy places the organism in Eukaryota, Fungi, Ascomycota, Leotiomycetes, Helotiales, Helotiaceae. The record is from RefSeq and is a predicted model, not a curated record. The coding region runs from base 1 to 1455 and encodes 484 amino acids.
AUGGUCACCGGCGUCGAAACAGCUGGACUCAUCCUGGGAUCGCUUCCAUUGAUCAUUUCGGCUUUGGAACACUAUGCCGAAGGUGUUGGGACGAUCGAGAAAUGGUGGAGAUACAAGCGGGAGCUUGCAAGCCUAAAGAGAGUUCUUGGUGCUGAGUAUGAUAGGUUCUUGAACACCUUAGAAGAAUUACUUGUUGGCCUUGUUCCGGAUACUGCACUUGCCGACAUGUUGAAAAUGCCUGGAGGCCCAGGUUGGGCAGACGCGGAAUUGAGUCGUAAACUUCAAAACAGGCUGCGCAAUUCUUAUAGGUCGUAUGUCGAGACUAUCAAUGAUUUCAACGAGGUCGUUACAGACCUCAAAUCAAAGUUGGAGUUAGAUCCAGACGGCAAGGUAUGUCAACGUACUUCUCCCUGGAGCGUUGCUCACGCUAGCCCGCAGCCAAGAUGGACCGAUUCUAGAACGUACAAACGAGAAUACAAGCGUAUAAAGUUCAGUCUCUCCAAGUCUGCCUACGAGGACUUGAUGCGGAGGGUUGAUAAGGACAAUGGAAUCCUGGCGAAUCUGACACAUCAGUCUCUGCGGCUUGAGCCGGUGCGCCAACGACGAAUGACACGAGGGGUUGCCGAAUUCGAUCGAAUACGCUCACAAGCAGAGAGUUUAUAUCGAGGGCUGAAGAAGAACUUGUGUUGUACCUGCCAAACUCCGCAUCAUGCCAAUUUGCGUCUGGAAGCACGAACGUCACCGAACAGGGAGGGCGAUGUUGGCAAAUUACGCUUUCGAAUGAUUUUUAGCUAUGAUGGUUUCAACACAUCAGAAAGUCAGGCGUGGAAAUUGCGAGAGGCGGAUAUCGAGGCUUUGGAGAUAAUAGAACAGCCUAAACCCUUGAGAAAGGAGCAACCGUCACCAACACCGUUGCCCAAGGCCAAAAAGGGGCUCGCAUUGACUCUUGCAGCAAGCGUGCUUCAGCUGCGUCAAACUCCAUGGCUAGAUGAGCGCUGGUCCACGAGUGACAUUCUAUUUAUUUCAGGGACUAAAAGCCCUUAUAUUUCGCGAACAUUCAAAGUUCUUGAUCCCGAAACCAAAGAUGAAAGCAUCAAACACUUUUCCGUUAUACAAAACGAGACUAUAUUCUCUCUCGGCGUGUCGCUGAUCGAGCUUUGCUUUGGCUCGUCGCUUGAAGCACUUCGUGAGGAAGAAGAUGUCAGUCUAAAUCCUCAGCUUACAGCUUACAUGACUGCUCGUCGUCUACUGAGUCAAGUCUACGAAGAGAGUGGAAACAGAUAUGGAGAUGCUGUGCGAAGGUGUGUAAAUUGCGAAUUUGACCAUAGGAAGCCAAGUCUUGAAGUCGAGACGUUCAGGGAUAAGUUUUUUAGUGGGGUAGUUGUACCCCUCGAAGAAGACUGGACGGAUUUCAGUAGUACUAUAGGAGGUAGGUCCUAUGAUAAUUUAGUAUAA